AUGGUGCAGCAGGCGGAGAGCUUGGAAGCGGAGAGCAACCUGCCCCGGGAGGCGCUGGACACGGAGGAGGGCGAAUUCAUGGCUUGCAGCCCGGUGGCCCUGGACGAGAGCGACCCGGACUGGUGCAAGACGGCGUCGGGCCACAUCAAGCGGCCGAUGAACGCUUUCAUGGUGUGGUCCAAGAUCGAGCGCAGGAAGAUCAUGGAGCAGUCUCCGGACAUGCAUAACGCCGAGAUCUCCAAGAGGCUGGGCAAGCGGUGGAAAAUGCUGAAGGACAGCGAGAAGAUCCCGUUCAUCCGGGAGGCGGAGCGGCUGCGGCUCAAGCACAUGGCCGACUACCCCGACUACAAGUACCGGCCCCGGAAAAAGCCCAAAAUGGACCCCUCGGCGAAGCCCAGCGCCAGCCAGAGCCCCGAGAAGAGCGCGGCGGGCGGCGGCGGCGCGGGCGGCGGCGCGGGCGGCGCCAAGACCUCCAAGGGCUCCAGCAAGAAAUGCGGCAAGCUCAAGGCCCCCGCGGCCCCCGCGGCCGGCGGCGCCAAGGCCGGCGCGGGCAAGGCGGCCCAGCCCGGGGACCUGGGCGGCGCGGGCGACGACUGCGUGCUCGGCAGCCUGCGCGUGAGCAGCGCGGGCGGCGGCGGCGGCGGCGGCGCGGGCAAGACGGUCAAGUGUGUGUUCCUGGACGAGGACGACGAGGACGACGAAGACGACGACGAGCUGCAGCUGCGGAUCAAGCAGGAGGCGGACGAGGACGACGACGAGCCGCCGCACCAGCAGCUCCUGCAGCCGCCGGGCCAGCAGCCGCCGCAGCUGCUGAGACGCUACAACGUCGCCAAAGUGCCCGCCAGCCCGACGCUGAGCAGUGCGGCCGAGUCCCCCGAGGGCGCGAGCCUGUACGACGAGGUGCGGGCCGGCGCGACCUCGGGCGCCGGCGGCGGCAGCCGUCUCUACUACAGCUUCAAGAACAUCACCAAGCAGCAGCCGCCGCCGCCCGCGCAGCCCGCGCUCUCGCCCGCGUCCUCGCGCUCCGUCUCCACCUCGUCCAGCAGCAGCGGGAGCAGCGGCGCCGAGGACGCCGACGACCUGAUGUUCGACCUGAGCCUGAAUUUCUCCCAAAGCGCGCACAGCGCCAGCGAGCAGCAGCUGGGGGGCGGCGCGGCGGCCGGGAACCUGUCCCUGUCUCUGGUGGAUAAGGAUUUGGAUUCGUUCAGCGAGGGCAGCCUGGGCUCCCAUUUCGAGUUCCCCGACUACUGCACGCCUGAGCUGAGCGAGAUGAUCGCGGGGGACUGGCUGGAGGCGAACUUCUCCGACCUGGUGUUCACGUAUUGA
Molecule: messenger RNA, 1326 nt
Organism: Neomonachus schauinslandi (Hawaiian monk seal)
Lineage: Eukaryota; Metazoa; Chordata; Mammalia; Carnivora; Phocidae
Gene: SOX11
Product: SRY-box transcription factor 11
Exons: 1
Coding region: 1-1326 (441 amino acids)
Biological process (GO): neuron differentiation; anatomical structure morphogenesis; negative regulation of transcription by RNA polymerase II
Molecular function (GO): DNA-binding transcription activator activity, RNA polymerase II-specific; RNA polymerase II cis-regulatory region sequence-specific DNA binding
Source: RefSeq, a predicted model, not a curated record